CAUCAUCGCCGCCUCACCUCGCACACGCCCCCGGCCGGGCCCGGCCGCCACACCCCGACCGGCCCCCUCUAGCAUGGUGCGGGGCCGCCGCCGCCUCUUCCUCCGGCUGCCGACAUGGGCGAGAGGCUGGAGCUCAGGCUGAAGUCGCCCGUGGGAGCCGAGCCGGCCGUCUACCCCUGGCCGCUGCCCGUCUAUGAUAAACACCAUGAUGCUGCUCAUGAAAUUAUUGAGACAAUUCGGUGGGUUUGUGAAGAAAUCCCAGAUCUCAAGCUUGCUAUGGAAAAUUAUGUUUUAAUUGACUAUGAUACAAAAAGCUUUGAAAGCAUGCAGAGACUUUGUGACAAAUACAACCGAGCCAUUGAUAGCAUUCAUCAGUUGUGGAAGGGAACCACCCAGCCUAUGAAACUGAACACUCGUCCCUCCAAUGGGCUCCUCCGUCAUAUCCUGCAGCAAGUAUAUAACCACUCGGUGACUGAUCCAGAGAAACUGAACAACUAUGAGCCCUUUUCCCCAGAAGUUUAUGGAGAAACUUCCUUUGACUUAGUGGCCCAAAUGAUAGAUGAAAUUAAAAUGACAGAGGACGAUUUGUUUGUUGAUUUGGGCAGUGGUGUGGGUCAGGUGGUGCUUCAGGUGGCUGCAGCCACAAACUGCAAACAUCACUACGGAGUGGAGAAAGCUGAUAUUCCAGCCAAAUAUGCUGAGACGAUGGACAGAGAGUUCAGAAAGUGGAUGAAAUGGUAUGGGAAAAAACAUGCAGAAUACACACUGGAAAGAGGUGACUUCCUCUCAGAAGAAUGGAGGGAGAGAAUUGCAAACACAAGUGUUAUUUUUGUGAAUAAUUUUGCCUUUGGUCCUGAGGUGGAUCACCAACUGAAGGAGCGAUUUGCGAACAUGAAGGAAGGCGGGAGAAUUGUGUCCUCAAAACCUUUUGCACCUCUGAAUUUUAGAAUAAACAGUCGAAACUUGAGCGACAUUGGCACUAUAAUGAGAGUUGUGGAGCUAUCACCACUGAAAGGGUCUGUGUCAUGGACCGGGAAACCAGUUUCUUACUACCUGCAUACUAUUGACCGAACCAUACUUGAAAACUAUUUUUCUAGUCUCAAAAAUCCAAAACUCAGGGAGGAACAAGAGGCAGCUAGACGUCGUCAGCAAAGAGAAAAUAAGAGCAACACAACUACUCCAACAAAGGUUCAAGAAAACAAGGAUUCUGGUGCUGAAGAAGAAAAGGCUGGGGCAAAUUCUGUUAAAAAGCCAUCUCCCUCCAAAGCACGUAAGAAAAAGCUGAGUAAAAAAGGAAGGAAAAUGGCAGGUAGGAAACGAGGACGUCCCAAGAAAAUGAACACUGCAAAUACAGAGCGCAAGACCAAGAAGAACCAAACUGCACUAGAACUUCUGCACGCUCAAACUGUGUCACAAACAUCUUCAUCCUCUCCUCAGGAUGCAUACAAGUCACCUCAUAGUCCAUAUUACCAACUACCUCCUAAAGUGCAACGGCAUUCAUCUAACCAGCUACUGGUGACACCCACCCCACCUGCACUACAGAAGCUGCUAGACUCUUUUAAGAUCCAGUACAUGCAGUUCAUGGCAUACAUGAAAACUCCUCAGUAUAAAGCAAGUCUGCAACAGUUACUGGAGCAGGAAAAGGAAAAGAAUGCUCAACUACUGGGGACAGCACAGCAGUUAUUUACCCACUGCCAGGCACAGAAAGAGGAAAUAAAACGUCUUUUUCAACAGAAACUUGAUGAGUUGGGAGUUAAAGCUCUGACAUACAAUGACCUGAUUCAAGCUCAGAAGGAAAUUUCUGCUCACAAUCAGCAACUGAAAGAACAGACGAAACAGCUGGAGAAGGAUAACAGCGAACUCAGGAACCAGAGCUUACAGCUGCUGAAGGCACGAUGUGAAGAACUGAAGCUGGAUUGGUCAACACUGUCGCUGGAGAACUUGCUGAAGGAGAAGCAGGCAUUGAAGAACCAAAUUUCUGAGAAACAAAAGCACUGUUUGGAGUUGCAGAUCAGCAUUGUGGAACUUGAGAAAAGUCAAAGACAGCAGGAGCUCAUGCAGCUGAAAUCGUAUACACCGUCUGAUGAGUCACUGUCAGUACAGCUACGCAAUAAAAAUCAUUUGAGUCGUGAUCCUGAGGCUGAUCAUGGCAGGUUCCAGCUUGAGCUUGAAUGCUCUAAAUUUCCUAUGCCCCACAUCAAUGGCAUGAGCCCUGAACUGUCCAUGAAUGGCCAUGCUACUCCCUAUGAAAUCCAUAACACUUUUAGCAGGCCCUCCUCUAAGCAGAACACCCCUCAGUACACGACCUCUCAUCUGGACCAAGAAAUAGUUCCCUGUACUCCAAACCACAACAGCAGACAGAAGGCAGACAAGAUGACAAGCUUGUCCUUACCUGAUUACACCAGGUUUUCUCCAGCUAAAAUAGCACUAAGGAGACACUUGAAUCAAGACCAUGCAGUCAAUGGAAAAGCAACAACUAAUGAGAUACAGAGAGUUGAACAUGUAAAAGAGAAUGGCCUUACAUAUCUAAGCCCUGGUAUUUCAAAUGGCAUAAAGCUGAGUCCUCAGGAAACUCGGCCCUCUUCCCCAGCGGCCUUACCAAUUGCAGGCGAGAAGGUUUUGAGAGAGAGAACCUCUGUGAGUAAUGGAGAAACUAUCACCAGCCUACCUAUCAGUAUUCCUCUCAGCACAGUGCAGCCCAAUAAACUCCCUGUUAGUAUCCCUCUGGCCAGCGUAGUCCUACCUAGCCGUGUUGAGAAGGUGAGAAGCACACCUAGCCCAGUUCAUCAGAAUAGAGACUCAUCGACACUUGAAAAGCAGAUUGGUGCUAGUUCUCAUAAUGGCGUAAGCAAUGCUGCUGGAAACAAGCCACUGGCUUUGGCUACCUCAGGUUUUUCUUACUCUUCUGGCUCCGUGGCAGUCAAUGGAACUCUUUCAAACAGCCCAGCCCAUCUUAACCAUAGUGUUGAUCAGGCAGCUCUGGACGACUCUGGGAGUCUGUUUAACUCAGUAGGGUCUCGGAGUUCCACUCCACAACAUCCUUUGCUAAUGAUGCAGUCAAGGAACUCUGGGCAAAACUCCCCUGCUCACCAGCACUCAACAAGCCCCAGGUUAAAUGGCACCUCCCAGAGCCUGGUAGGGGUAUUGCAAUAUGCAGAUGCUCAGAAGAUGUUUGCCGAAGGAACAAAGGGGGAUCUUCAGUCUGAUGCAGCGUAUUCAGAUCCUGAGAAUGAGACCAAGAGAAGAAUCAUCUUUACAAUCUCUCCUAAUACAGGACAUGUAAAACAAUCCCCUUCCAACAAGCACAGUCCUCUGCCCCCGAGCACUUGGCUGGACUGUGGCCAAGCACAUGUGCAGGAUGGGAAGAAGCGAGGUCGGCGGAAGAGAUCAUCUACUGGGAAUCUCAGCGGGAACUCCGGGGUCUCCCCUAAACGCAAAUCCUUACCUACUGUUGCAGGACUCUUUACACAACCAUCAGGUUCACCGCUCAAUAUUAAUUCCAUGGUCAAUAACAUUAACCAGCCUUUAGAAAUAACAGCCAUUUCCUCUCCUGAAAACUCCCUGAAGAACUCUCCUGUUCCUUACCAGGACAAUGACCAGCCCCCGGUAUUGAAAAAGGAAAAGCCACUCAUUCAGACCAAUGGCGUUCACUACUCCCCUCUAACAUCAGAUGAAGAGCAGGGAUCUGAAGAUGAGCACAAUAGCACCAGAAUUGAGAGGAAAAUUGCAACAAUAUCAUUGGAGAGCAAAUCUCCACAGAAGACUGUUGAAAAUGGGGGCAGUUUACCUGGGAGGAAACAAGCACAAACCAAUGAGAACAUGAAUAGCAGUAAAUGGAAGUCUACUUUUUCACCGAUAUCUGACAUCAACCUGACCAAAACUACAGAUAGUCCCUUGCAGUCUGUUUCAUCUCUGAGCCAGAAUUCGCUGUUUGCCUUUAGGCCGUCCUCUGAGGAUAGCCUAGCCAUUGACUCCAAGAUCACAGCACAUGCGAGGAAAAGCAUUGCCAUGCCCUCCUCUGGGGCAGAUGGGCUCAGCCCCAGUACAAACUCCACUAAUGGAUUCACGUACAAUGGUGGACUGUCAGCAGACAUUGGUUUACACAGCUUUAUUGAUGGUGCUUCUCUUCCGCAUAAAACUUCAGAUGUGACAGCUUCCAACUGCUCCCUGGGUUUUCAGUCACAGCGAAGCAAAGAUGUGGGGGUAUCGGAAACAAACCCUUUUUUGAACAAGAGGCAACUUGAAGGCCUCAGCAGCACGAAAGGAGAAGACUUAAAUCGGUCAGGGGUCAAAAACAAAGAGAUCAGCGAAAUAAGCAUUCGUACUGGGGGUUCUUCAGAAAAAAACUCCUUGCAGCAUAACGGAAAGGUCGGCAAAGGAAGGGACCGAGAUGUGGAGUUUAAAAAUGGCCACAACCUUUUCAUUUCUGCUGCUGUUUCAUCUGGUGGCCUUCUGAAUGGUAAAAGCCUUUCUCCUGCUGUUUCUUCAGCAGGCAACCCAGCAUCUUCUGUUCAGCCGCAUCAUCCUUUCCUAAAUGCUUUGACCACUGGAUCACAGUUCCCCCUUGGCCCCAUGGCCUUGCAAGCAAACCUCAACUCGGUGACAAAUUCCUCCGUAUUGCAGUCCUUAUUUAAUUCAAUGCCAGCUGCUGCCAGUCUGGUCCACGUGUCGUCAGCUGCAACCAGACUGACUAAUUCUCACACUAUGGGGAACUUCUCUCCUGGGGUUACAGGUGGAACAGUUGGAGGUAACUAGGAUUUCUACCUCAACCCAAUGUGACCUAUGCAAGGACAACGUGGACCAACUUCACUCGGCUUCCACUGAAAGGUGCUCACCUGGCCUGUGCAGGGGUUUCUACUCUUACUACUGGACAAAACAAAAACACAAAAAGACCUAAACAACAGAGAAAACAUUUACUGUGAAUCGGAGUAAAACAGAAAAAAAAAGGCAAAAGAAAUGCUUAAAGCUCCAGUUUGUAUUGUUGAUAGUUUAGAUAAAGUAUUUAUCUUUUUAUAAAGUGAAAACAAUUUUGACUUAUUUUAUUCCACCUAGAGUCAUAAAUACAGCUUAUUAUUAAAUUCUCUGAAUAAUAAAGGACUGGCACACCAGCAGAGAUAUAAAGAGCCUCCUCUUGGUGCUAUUUCAUCCGUCAGAACUGUGCCUCUAGUUUGAACCCUUGGUGCUGAAAUUGGAGGGUUGACCAAUGCCAAACCCAGUUCUCAGAAAGGUCUGCAUUUUAUUUAUUCAGCUUACUCUGUUCAUAUACCAAAAUCCACUUGGUUUGCAGCAGUGUGAACUAUAGGGAACGAUAGUCUUUUGAUUUAAUGUUUUAAUUUGAACUGAGCCAGGCGCUCUGUUAACUGGGUGGUUUUUAAUUGUGUUCAUUACAAACAAGAACUCAAUACUCCCCUCUGGAAUGGCAGCUACAUUACCUGGCUUGACCCAGGGAAGCUCAGCCAAUUCAGGCACAGUUUGAACAGAAGAAAUUCAAGUCCUGCCCCGUUCGAACUACUUCACUGGCCAUUUGGAGUUGCUGGUGGCACUCAAGUCACUGUGAAUUUUGGUAGCUAGUCUGGUAACUUUGUUUUGGGAUGUUAUUGGCAUAUGGACAGGGUGCAUAAUCACUGGUAUUGGUCAGGCCCUUUUUAACAACAUUAGGAAGACUGAAAAUCGUGCUUCUGUACUGGUGCAGGUAGCAUAUUUUCUCAGCUUGUUGUUUUUGUUCUAAGUACAAUGUAUUUUGUUAGUAGGGUUUUGAUACUUGAUUCAGAAAUGGCUUAGCCGUGUACAUUUAUUGACUAAGUGCAUUUUGCUUUUGUAUUUCUUUGCUUUAAGUAGGUCUAAAUGGUAGUUCACAAAAACACCACAAUCUAACUUAAUGUGCUGCCACACUAUCAAACUGGUGCACUUAAUUGUAUUGUGACUUCGUGUUCUGUGUACAGAAAGUGCCACUCUGAGCAGUGGCUGUAUUUUAUAGAGAUGUGAUGAAAAUUUAUAAAUUUCAUAUACUUUAUUUCAUUUAUUUUUAGAUUGUACAAUGCACAGUAAACUUGUAAAAACUUAUUUAUUCAAGUGCACAAAAUGCGGAGAAGGAUGAUCUAUUAUGUAGAAAUCACCUUGGUCCGUAGUUCAGACUGGACCAAGCACAAAUAAAGGAAAAUACAGUAAAAGAAGGGGAACUGCAACAGCAAAAUGACUAGAGUAAAAACACGUAGAGGCUUUGGGAAACAUCUGCCUGUUAGCCCAGGCACUCGGAGGGGCAGUAUUGAUCACUCUGCGUCAGAGGCACUCGCUGUCCUUAAAUCCGUUCUAGGUUGCUAGACUCCCUGAUGAGUCUCAGACCUCCAGCAAACAAGCAUCACCUUGGAUUUGAGCCCUGCCUUACCACGCACCUGAUGGAGUUUCCUGUGGUCACAAAAAGCUGGGCUUAAUGAAUUAGUUGUUUAAUUCCUGCCUUUGUAUUCAGAGUAGACAAGAUAAUUCCAGCCUCGUGUGCUCUCUCCUGCUGUCUUUUCUGGGUUUGGCAGGCAUGGUUGUGAAUGCAGUGCUGGUUGCAUUUAGAAGAGCGAUGGGGGAAGAGGUAUGUUAAGAACUCCUGCUCCCUACAGACUUCAGCAGGGCCCCUUUCUCGGCCCCUUUCUCUCACCUCUGGCAAUCUAGUAGAGAUUUAGAACAAAGUGCAGUUAUUUUUGUUGAUUCCUAAGAGUUUCUUCCAUAGGCAGUCUUUGUGUGCAGAAACAGUUGACCUAGCUUUGCCUCCUUAUUCAGUGGAAAGAGAAGGGGUUUACAUCCCUGGAAGUUAGGGACGUUUGGAGCUGUUUUCUGCUUUGCAUGUGGGAGAGGAGUUGACAGCGGUGCACCCUGCUGAGUGAUUAAUAGCAAGAUGAAACCCUGGAAAGGGGAAAGAUGCUUGGAGGGUGAUAGCUGAGAAACAUCCAGUAGCUUCUAGUAGAAGCCAUACCCAGUUUAUGUCCUGGAAUCCAGGAACGCAAUGUAAUCCAGAUAUUAUGCGGCUGGGAUUUGGGCAACUCCAGCUUGAUCCAGAUCCCUGGGUAACUGAAAGUUGCAGAGCUGCCUUAGCAUCCUUCCCAGUGAAAGGCAAAGUGCUCAGGUCUCUGGAAGACUUCAAAAUGAUAGGUUGUGCGUGAGCAAUUGCUGGAAGGCCUGUAGCCUUAAUUACAUUUGUCACCUAUUUUAUAUCCCUAAUGUGAGAGUAGGAGGAAAUAGAAGAAGCAGCUUUCAAUGACUGUUUUCACCUGAUCACUUUUCUGAAAGGGGACCAAGAUGCAGUGCUGCUUAGACCUCUUGGCCUCUCUUCUUCUCAAACCACUAAAGACAUCGAGCAAGAGAGUUCAGUCGCUGUGACUGCUUCUGUGAGGGAGAUCUUGCCUGUGUUCACCUCGCAAGAUACCAAGAGGAAGGAUGCUACUUUUUGUGGAGAAGGGGAAUUUGGAGAAGUCUAAUUCACCUAGUGUACUUUCUAACCUUUAAAUAUUCUACCUGAUGCAUAUAUCAUCCAGCUGACUCUUAGUGCUUCUUUUCAGCUGAAGAGGGUGAGCACAUCCUCCUUGUGUGGCAUGACUUGCUUUGCCCCUGAGGCUCACAGCUUUUCAAAGGUCGAUGUCUCCAGAGAAAUCGGAAUUGACAGAGCCUUCUGAGCAAAGGCCCUAGGCAAGGAACUUUAAGAUUUGACUCCCAGUGCAUAUUCUCCUUGUGGAAAUGCAAAAUGCCUCUUUCCCUCAGUGUCGUCUGCAGGAAAGGGUUGCUCUUUGCUCUGUGUGCAAGGUUGGAGGUGCUGACUGCUUUGGCAAGGUGAUGGUCUGUCAGUGGUGUCUGUGCAGGACUCUUCACAAGCAGUCUUCUGACACCUGUAAUGUAAGGAAGCCUGCUGGCUCUAGCUAGACAGACAUGCACUAACUAGGUAUUUUUAGCUAACUAGCAUUUGAGACUCAGCUCUCCAGUCAUCAUCAUCUGGGAAAACCAAAGGAAACCGGCUGAGCAUAACUCUAUGUGGUGCAGACCCAGGAACAAAAGCAUGGUCAGGGAAGUGCUCGAAAGGGAUUCUGUCUGUUGGCAGCCCAGAAUAUUGGACAUCUGCUUUAACCUCCUGUGAUCUGUGGAGGCUAGGCCUUCAUCUACCUCUUGAUCACCUUAGUACUGUAAUUUUCAGUGACCUGAAAUUUGCAGUCGCAGUAGCCUGCACUGCAGCCUUCCAGAGCUGCUCUGCCUGUGCCAGUGGCUUCCACCCAUGCCAGGUGCCGUUGGCACAUUCAGCUUUUCGUGUCCUUUUGUAAAUGCAUUUUGCUUGUGUGGAAGUCUUUGGCUAAAUCUUCCUAGGAACCUCACCUGAGGUCAGCUUCCAGGAGUCUGAUAAGCUAAUGCUUGUAGUAAGGACCGUGAUAUGGGAAGCCAGGCUCUGGGAUCCUGUGUGCCUAUGGUCAGGAAUACCCCUACCUUGCCUAGUGCUACAUCUCUUUGGAAACCUGGUGCUUCUAUGUGAAGAUUUUGGAUUGGUGUCUUAAUACUGCUUCAGUUGGGUUAAGUCACUGAGGUUGCUGAGGGAUUUAAGAGUCUUCCUCUUCUCCGCUCCAUGCAUCCUUUGCCUGUUAGCCAUAAUCUUGGGCAAGUUCAGUUUGUUUCGAAUCUGAGCCCUGCUGUCUGCAAUAUGGGGAGGAGACUUGUCUGUCUUAAGGAUUGCUGAAGGAAUAGCUCUUGGAGGUAUUAGGAGAUGAAUAAUAAAAGCUCCAAUCCAUAUGACCACAAGAAUAAAACCUUUGCGACCUUAAUGUCUGAGUGCGGUGCCAGAGAUCUGAAACCUGUUUUCAAUAAUUGGAGAUGCUUUUGAGCAAUCAAAGCCAAAGUGAGUUUCAGAACGAAUUCUUUCUGUGUUACGGCUUCCUGCCCUGAGUCCAGUCACUUCAUGGCUGUCACAAAUGUUCCUUUUCAUCCAUGUUGCUGCUGCCAGCAAGGGACUCAUCAGGAAGUUAAAAUAUAUCUUGUAGCGUGUAUGUUGCCAAAAAAAAAAAAAAAAAGAACUUCCUAAAUGUUGUGCUGAGCUAAACCUGUGCCCUGCUGCUAAAUGUCAGGCUUAGGGAACAAGCGUUGCACUCUCUUCCUUUUUUGGUGAUUUGCUACCUCUGGCUUUCCUUCGCCGUUUCCAGUCCACUGAGACCCACUGUGCUCUGAAGCUGUGAUGUGCUGGGAGUGCUCCAAAAGCAUGGAGCUUAAACUUGCUGUUUGCUGUAGAUUAGUCAUUCAGCAACAAUUCUUCCGUUAGCCAAGGGAGUGUGGGGCACUCCGAAGUGAGAUUGCUUUGCUCUGUGUAGCUGAGGGAGAAAGUGAAGAGAGAUUGCUAGAGGGUAUAGAUUUGGGUUGCUACUGAAACCUCGGUGGUUUGCAAGGUCUUUGGGAAGUCAGAUGGCACCUGCAUUACCUGUUGUUUUGGUGCAAACAAGACAGUUUUCUUGGGGAAAGGUGCAAAUGAUUCUGUGGACAAUCACUAGUGGUAGGAAGCAGCUUGGCUCCUCUUAGUUCAGGUUGCGGAUGCAGUGAGAGAGGUGAAAGGAAAGUGGCUUGUGAGGAAACUGCCAGCAACGGGGAGUACAGAGCAUCCUAGGUGUACUUUAGAUACGGAUUUUAGAGUGCAGUUUCCUGCUGGUGUCUUCUGUAAACAGCGGGAACUACUGCUUCCUUGGCGAGGCAAACUAGAAGUCUUUUCUGAUGCUUCCAUCUUCCUUCCUUAUGGGGCUAGCUGCUUUCUCUUGUAGCACACAGUUUGUUCUCACCCUGCCAUCCUGUGAGGUUAGAAUAGUCUCUGGGUUUGGGCUUAGUCUGGGUUUUCUAUCUGUGCUAAGACUUGCUGUAGGCAUGGGCAUGGCAGGGGAGAUGAGCUUACCGGGUCUCAAUAUGCAACUGCACUGUCACCUGGAGUCCCACGCGUGGGGAAACCCGAGGGAUGACUCUGUCCUGAAGAGACGCUGCUAGUCCUUGGUUCUGUGGAUAACCCCCAUGCCUUGUCACUCUUCAGCCUGACAUCUGCACAACUAUUUUUCACGCUUGUUGUGCAAUCGCAAGUCAAAAUGUUUUUAUUAGCUUUUUAAAUUCUUUUUAAUCAAAUUGAAUAUGUGGGCAACUAACUUCUUCGUUUGAAAUCUGCUGAGCAGAUGGGUUUCAGGCUUGCUUUAAGCUCUUCCCUUGCAUCUCCGACUCAACCGUUUCAAAAUCAAGCAUUGCUUCCAUAUUGCUUGACCGCGGUGGCUGUUCUGUGUUGACAGCGUGGUCAGCUCUGCGGCUAGAUGUGUAAUUGUGUGCCUUUACCCUGCUUGUGGGCGCGAGUUUUCUUUUGAGAAGUAUUUGCUGUUACUAGAGUGCAAUAACAUUUUGUCAGUACUGCAGAAAUCUGAACAGACGUAUCGGGGAUCAUCGCUUUGCCUCAGAAAGUAGAAGGGCGUGAGUGGGAAGGAAACGAAUGUAACCCAGAUCUGCCUAGCUUGCUUUUAUUUUGGCAGUCGUGCAUAUUGAAAGCAGCGGAGACUAGAAUGGGAAGCGUUGGCAAGGCAGGCGCUGCGCGGACCUGCAGCUUGGCCUCCCCUCUGGGGCCUCUGUGGUUUGAUUCUUGCUCAGAUUGUGUAUUCAGAAAGCAGCACCUGCUCCCACCACCUGUUGUUCUUUUUUUUUUUUUUUUUUUUUUUUUCUUUUUUCCCCCACUGGGAAGAGAAUCUGAGCAUAGGAAAAGCUGAACGAUUGCAGGAGAGAGCAUCACCUGGUGCAGAGCUGGUAUCUGCAGCUGGGUAGACUUAGCUCUUGCUCAAGUGAUUAGUUUUUUGUGAGUCACUGUGAGCAAUUUGAAGGCCAGCUUGUGCUUUCAUCUUCUCUGGGUUUAUGUGGAGGGCCCAGCUCUUUGCGACUUCUGUGGAUACGUAACUAGCUCACAGGGCCCUUGGGAGCUGUGCCUGUGUAGUACUCCUGCAGAAGGGAGUCACUGGGGCAGGUUGUAGCAUUGAUCCCAACAUGUGGUGCAGCUGGCGGGCAGGAGGAUGGCUCUGCAGAACAAGCCAAGUCUUGCAAACAGUUAUUGAACCGGUGGGCAGUGCCACUCCGUGCAGAAGGUUUGCAGGAUUGGAUCCUUAAAUUAUUAAGGCUUUAACAGUCUGCAGUUGCCUUCUCCAGGCGAGGUUUUGCUGCGUUGCUGGAAGAGGAGACUCCUAAUGCUUGGAGUUUGUCUUCAAGCUGUCGAUGAGACUCUUGAUGAGACUCCCGUCCUGGCUCAGGCGCAGAACGGCAUUUCCCCGUGGCCGUUCUUCCCCAGCCAGGUCCGGAGCUGGUGCUAUUUUAUCUCCUAGCACUGCUUACACAACAUGCCUGUCGCUGACCCGGGGGACCCUUAUCGUGUUGUAGACUGCUAACGUCAAUCCCAGGUGCUGCAGCUCAUGGAAGAGCUGUUUAGUAGGACACGGUAACUUGUCCUAGUGCUAAUGUGAGGCUGAGAAGGGUCCUACGUGUAGUCCAUUUGCUUUCUGCAUUGAAAUCAAACCUUUGAAUACAGGGUAUGGAAACCUGAAGAUUAUUGACUUUUUUUUUUUUUUGAGGGAAUUCUUCCAACCAGUACAGGUGGUCUUCAAAAACUCUGCUUUUAUUAUUUUGCCUGAGCCAAAAACAUUUAAGAGGACUGGGAGAACCCCAAAUGAUGGUUUCUUCAAUUAAGGAAGUGAUGCAGUGGACUGCAAACCAACAUUAACGUAUCUUAAAAUCACAAUUUGGGGAGAAGAAACUAGACAGUGUUUUUGUGAACUAUCUUUGCAGCACUGAGGAAAGAUCACAAUAAUUGGAUUUCUUUUUUGAAGCACAGAUGUACAGUCAGUGUACGAAUAUUUUGAAGUUUUAUGGCUAACCGUUCAAGAUUUCCCUUUCCUUUCCUCCAGCAUUUCCAUAGCUUGCAUAUCAGAUUUUCACUAAAAGUUGGAUUACCAGUUUUUAAAACUUCGUUGUGCCAUAUUUUAUUUAUCCUUUUGCAUUAUAAAUAUAUAAAUACCUAUUUAGACUGAAUGAUGCUAUUAUUGUGAACUUCAGGGUUUAAAACCAAGGGAAAAAAAUGAAAAUACUCCUACAGUUUACUUAAUGCUUGCGACCCUCUUUCUGAAGAGGCUUUGGGAGGUUUUUUAUAGUUUGAAAAAUCAGUUUUUAAAACAAUUUUAAAAUGCUAACCCUGAAGUUCUCAAGUUUGUGAUCCUUUGGUGGUGGUGGUGAUUUUUUUUAAGGUACAUCUGACUGCCUUUUCUGGUGCAGUCAAAACAUCCUUUAGAAAGGUCGUGUUUCUGGAGUUAAUGAGAAGAAGAUAGAAUGGGUUGAUCCAUCCUGCUUGGCUUUUUUUUUUUUUUUUUUUUAACUUAUUAAUCUUUUAAGCAAUCAAUUUCAAAUUAAAAACCAACUCUUUAGGUCUCUGUUCUAAUUAAACUUUUUAGGAGUGGGAGCCUGCCCUCGCUGAGUGGGACUUUGAUGGGGAAAGCAGUAGAUUAUGAGGUUGCUGUUGCUCAGGAAUUAAUUAGUAAACUUUUAACUACUAAUAAAAAUCCAUUUUUCAAUGGAUUUUAAAAAUACCCAUUUUCUUAGAACAGUGAUAUGGGAUGUUUCCUAGUGAAUAGGAAUUAGUUUAUAUAAUUUAGCCUAUUAAACUGAAUUAUUUAAAAUUCAAACUUCCCCUAAUUUAUCUUUUUUUUUGUUUGUUUGGGUUUUUUUUUUUUUUAUACCGGUAAGUUGUCCUGUCAUUCCUUUCAUUCCUCCAUAGAAGUAGCGUGAAUUCUUCUGGUGUGUAUAUAUGUAUGUAUAAUAUAUAUAUUUCCACCCUGCCUUUCUAAUUCUCCACAAUGUAAGAGUUAGUUUUUUCUCCCCUUCCUUCACUUUAAUUUCUUGUGUCUUUACCUUGAUUUGUAAUUGAAACGAUGCUUUGAAGUUUUGUCUUUAUAUUAAAGUGUAUGUAUUUUAAUA
This is a messenger RNA of Rhea pennata, 12984 nucleotides long. It is a transcript of the gene DOT1L, whose product is annotated as DOT1 like histone lysine methyltransferase. Lineage: Eukaryota; Metazoa; Chordata; Aves; Rheiformes; Rheidae. The record is from RefSeq and is a predicted model, not a curated record. The transcript is spliced from 28 exons. The coding region runs from base 115 to 4755 and encodes 1546 amino acids. Gene Ontology annotation, cellular component: nucleus. Gene Ontology annotation, biological process: DNA repair; heterochromatin formation; DNA damage checkpoint signaling. Gene Ontology annotation, molecular function: histone H3K79 methyltransferase activity.